This is a messenger RNA of Xenopus laevis (African clawed frog), 2855 nucleotides long. It is a transcript of the gene sack1e.S, whose product is annotated as family with sequence similarity 83 member E S homeolog. Gene Ontology annotation, cellular component: cytoplasm. NCBI's taxonomy places the organism in Eukaryota, Metazoa, Chordata, Amphibia, Anura, Pipidae. The record is from RefSeq and is a predicted model, not a curated record. Gene Ontology annotation, biological process: signal transduction. Bases 545 to 2260 code for a protein of 571 amino acids. Gene Ontology annotation, molecular function: protein kinase binding. The transcript has 6 exons.
CCUGGUUGCGAGUUGCAUGACCUGCUGGUGUGUCUUGUGUUACUGGUUACAGGGAGAACAAAAGACGAGAGGAGGAGCGAGAGCAGGUGCAGAGGAACAACUCACAGACAAGCCACAAACAGACAACUGCUCUGCUACCUUUCCCUGCUCUGAAUGGGACCAUGUCCUGCACCUCCAAUGAGCAUCAGGUAAAGGCAGAGCUGGGGAUCUGACGCUGGAGCAGAGAAGGAGAAGACUUUCAGCUUCCAUUGCAGCAAAACAAAGCAACAGGUACAAGAGAACAAACACACUCAGGACAAUGGCUGGGAAAUCUCUGAGACCAAACUCUGAAUGGUCGGGACGUUGCUGUGGAUUGGCUUUGCUUGUGUUGUAAUACAGGGGAAGCCUCAGCAGCCGGUGUCCUUCAAUAUAUUGAGUGGAGAAGAAUGAUGUCCAUCAGCUACACAACUGCGGUGAACAUUAAGGAAAAUAUAACAUUGGCCUAGAAGAUUUUAAUAGGUAUUUUUCUAAAUAUUUAAUCAAAGGGAUUGAAAAGACUUUAAGGAUGGCAAACUCUCAACUGAAAUGCCUGGAAGAUGAUCAGCAAUUUGUAGAUGUAACUGAGACCAGCCCUGAAUUUUAUUACUCGGAAAAUCAAAGGACAGCCAUGGAAACUCUUAUUUCUUCUGGAACUCAGGCUUUUGAAAACUUUCUUAAAAAGGAAAGACUUCGCCAAUUUUUGUCAAAGGAAGAAAUUGCUUCCAUUGUGAAUUCAGUGACUGAUUCUCAGCUGGGUAAACUAGAACUGGAAGAUGACGCUGAGCUUGAUGAAGACGUGAGUGUUAGUUACUGGCCUGCAAGAACCGAUGUGCCAACCCCCAUGCUGGAACUGGGUUGGCCUGAAGAAGGUACAUGGAAAGGAAUCACAAGGGCAGAACUGUACACACAUCCUCCUACUAAUAAUGCUCCUCAUAUUAAGGUGGUGAUUAGAAGAACUAUACAAAAAGCUACAAAGGUUAUAGCAGUUGUCAUGGACCUUUUCACAGAUCCAGAUAUAUUUUUGGACUUGCAUGAAGCAGCCACAAGGCGCAAGGUCCCAGUCUAUAUUAUUCUGAGCCAAAGCCAUCUUUCUUCUUUCCUACAUAUGGUGGAAUCAACUGGAGUCAAUAUCCGGUUUACUGAGAAUAUACGCGUGCGAGUGGUAUCGGGAUGUACCUACAACACAAGGCAGUUAAAGCAAGUCACGGGAAGUGUUAAAGAAAAAUUCCUGUUAGUGGAUGGUGACACUGUAAUCACUGGAACAUAUAGCUUCACAUGGAGCGAUUCACGCCUGGAAAGAAACUUGAUCACUCUCCUAACUGGAGAAAUAACAGACUCAUUUGAUGAACAGUUCCGAACUCUGUUUGCUUCCUCAAGGCCUCUACAGAGAUACGAUUCUGCCAAAGACUCCAACAAAGAAGCCAUUAGAAGAGUACAAGAACCUUUACCUCAAAUACCAGUUGCCAAGGAGGUUGAUAUGGUCAAUAAUGCCAAGCCUUCGGUGGAAUUACUAGAACCCUAUACAAAUGGAUUUUCUUCACCAAAGAGGUUUAACACCAGUGGUGCAUUACAACCUAAAGAUGUAAUGUCGACCCCUUUAGUUACCCCAUUUAUUGGGGUUCCAUUAUCCAAAAGUGUUAAUAAGAUAGCAGAACGACGGACGAUAGUUCCACCUAUAAUGAAAAUGACAGGGGCAGAUGCUGGAUUUAACCAGUCAUCUGAUCGCCAUCAGGACUCUUCAGUUAAAGCCAAAGAAACCGUUAAUGUGCCUGACUCAUCUAUUCGGCAUCGCUUAGCUGCCUGCCAGAAUUUUGAAGGACCUACAGUAAACUUACGAAGUGCACAAGAAUCACACAGUGCCCUCAGCGAUAUUCUUAAGAAUGUGCAACGUUCCAAACCAUCUGUUGCCAAAACCACAGGAGGGAGACCUAGUAAAUCUCUCUGGGAUCUUACACAGUUGUCCCAAAUGGCUGGCUAUGGUGGAGAGAUGGAACUCGGGGAAGAUGCAAAGCAUUCAAAAAGCAGAUGGCUUUCAACGGACACCCCUGCCAUGCUGCUGAUGCGCCACAGAGCAUUUCCAAGUGAUGACCCGAGAUCCCGAGAACAUUCUAACCUGGCCUCACCAGUUUUUAAGCCUUCGGCUGUGAUCACACCCACAAGACUACAAGGCCAGCUCACAUACGGGGCUUCCAACGCCUGGUUUAACUCACCAAGAUCAGGACGAACACUCUUCUUCUCAUGAUUGUUGUUCUAAAGCAGGGGUCCCCAACCUUUUUUACCUGUGAGCCACAUCCAAAUGUAAAAAGAAUUGGAGAGCAACACAAACAUUGAAAAUUUCCCUUGGGAUGCCAAAUAACGGCUGUGAUUGGCUAUUUGGUAGCUCCUAUAUGGACUGGCAGCCUACAGGAGGCUCUAUUUGACACUUUCCUUAGUUUCUAUGCAAUUAAAAUUUGCUUUCAUGUUUGGAAUUCAAAAAUAAGCACCUGCUUUAAGGACCCUGAGAGCAACAUCCAAGGGGUUGGAGAGCAACAUGUUGCUCACGAGCUACUGGUUGGGGAUCACUGUUCUAAAGCUUCAAUUUCAUUUUAACGUCAGAUGUGAUUUAUGGACACCAGCGCCGGGAGCACCAACGUAAAUCAAACUUUCCUUUUUAUUGAAAACGAUCCAUUUCAUGUUUGAAUAUGAACAUCUAUAAUGAACAAUAUCAUCUAACAAUAUACUGUUAUAUCUGUUUAUAUAUCAGGCUUGAUAUAUUCAACCUAGUAUAUGGCCUGAUGCAGGGAGAUUUCUUCUACAGUCAUUCAGAAUGUGAAUUAAAUUGAUUUUCUUAUACCAAA